This is a messenger RNA of Paraglomus brasilianum, 991 nucleotides long. Lineage: Eukaryota; Fungi; Glomeromycota; Glomeromycetes; Paraglomerales; Paraglomeraceae. The record is from the annotation of a GenBank genome assembly.
AUGGGUUGUCGAUUAAACGGCAAUGAAAAGCGCUGGCUAAAGAAUUUGAUAGAAGAGAAAAGUAUCACACUCUACCCAUACAGCAGGUUUGAAGUUCAGAAUAGUUGUAGGACUAUCAAGGAAUCCAGCCACAUGGUUGUACUUGAAGAAAUCCUAGAAUCUCACGAUAUUGCACGGGAGCACUUUUAUAACAGUGAGGAAUUUGCCAAUGAGGUGGCGAUUCACCAAAAAGCAAAUCAUUCGAACAUUAUUCGAUUUUUCGGUAUAACUGAAGAUCUAAACCGGAAAUUCAUAGUUCUCGAACAUGUCGAUGGUUCAUUAUUCAAAUAUUUAAAAGAACAUUCAAACAAACUAAGCUGGAAGAGAAAAAAUCAGCUUGCAUUAGAUAUAACCAAAGGCCUCGAGUAUCUUCAUAGCAUGAAAGUCUUACAUAAAAAUCUGACUUCAAAUAACAUACAUGUUCAUGACGGCACAGCAAAGAUUUCUGCUGUUGGCUUAUCCAGAUUAAUUCCACAAUCGACCAAUAGUCCAAGAUAUACUGACGUAAUGUACUGCGAACCAAACUUUAAGCAUAAUAAGGAAUCAGACGUUUACAGCCUUGGUGUACUAUUUUGGGAGAUAUCCGGCGGUAGACUAUCAUCCAACUUUGCCCUCCAAUUGGAACCGGUAGCAGGCACACCUGACGACUAUGUCAAGCUGUACAGAGAAUGCUGUGACAGGGACCCAAUUAAACGUCCUUCGUGCAAGGAAAUACGUAAUAUAUUAGAAAUUUCCUUAAUGUUAAAAGGUAACGACCCAAUGAAGAUUGGCAAUGAUGAUGAAUUGUUAGAACUACCUGAAGAACAACCGUACACGGAGCAUUUACUUGAAAUCAUUAACAAUCAAGCAACGGUGGGAGCAUUAGAGAUUCACUCAUUCAACUGGGUCAUGAACUGGCUGGCUAACAACAAUUACAUAGUAGAGAAUGUUCUGAACGCUCUGAUGAGCCAUG